AUGGGCAAGAAACAGUCAGGAUCAGCUGAGAAAAAGCCUGCGGAAAAGAAAGGUGGAAAUACCAAGAAUGCCGACAAAGGUGACCAAUCCGAGGGCAAAGGAAAGGGUGGUCUGAAGGCCGCAACUGCUGUCAACGUCCGCCAUAUUCUAUGCGAGAAACACUCCAAGGCAACUGAGGCAUUGCAGAAGAUUCAGGAGGGGCAGCGCUUCGACAAGGUAGCGCAGGAAUACUCGGAGGACAAAGCUAAAGCUGGUGGAAGUCUCGGCUGGAUGGUGCGGGGGGGUGCAUUCCAAGAUGCUGCAUUCGCCCUUACCCCAUCGACUGUCGACAAACCCAUUUUGUCGCCUUUAGUCAAGACGAAUUUCGGAUACCACGUCAUCAUGGUAGAGGGCCGUCGAUAAAUUGACAGCCUGUAUACUUCCGUUCGUUGGCUCGAGUAUACAAUUAGCGAACUACUACAACUACUAUAUGUGGGUGAGAUACAAGCUACGGAUAUACGGAUCAGAAAUAACACCUGAAAGUUGCCUGAAAGGACUGCAGUGUAACUACUGAAUCAGAUAGUUAAAGCGUCGAAUCCCCAGCAGACACAGAUGCCAAUUCAUCCAUGUGACUCCCAUGAUAACUGCCGACUUGUACUGUAUUCUAUACAGACAAGCUAAGCGGCACCACAGCCUGCUACC
Molecule: messenger RNA, 681 nt
Organism: Suillus subalutaceus
Lineage: Eukaryota; Fungi; Basidiomycota; Agaricomycetes; Boletales; Suillaceae
Exons: 5
Coding region: 1-402 (133 amino acids)
Biological process (GO): rRNA processing
Molecular function (GO): DNA binding; peptidyl-prolyl cis-trans isomerase activity
Source: RefSeq, a predicted model, not a curated record